Molecule: messenger RNA, 1068 nt
Organism: Homalodisca vitripennis (glassy-winged sharpshooter)
Lineage: Eukaryota; Metazoa; Arthropoda; Insecta; Hemiptera; Cicadellidae
Product: paternally-expressed gene 3 protein-like
Exons: 4
Coding region: 1-1068 (355 amino acids)
Source: RefSeq, a predicted model, not a curated record
AUGAAAAAUCUCUCACUUUUCGGGAGUUUACCUGGUGGUUACAACGUGGAAAACACGCUAUCUGUGUACCAAAUUUACCAAGUCUCUAACUCCAUCCUGGAGAGUCUAGGCAAACUUCACUACCCGGAUACCUCUGAUCCGACUGCCUACCCGGAUACCUCUGAUCCGACUGCCUACCCGGAUACCUCUGAUCCUACUGCCUACCCGGAUACCUCUGAUCCCGACUGCCUACCGGGUACCUCUGACCAGACUGCCUACCCGGGUACCUCUGACCAGACUGCCUACCCGGGUACCUCUGACCAGACUGCCUACCCGGGUACCUCUGACCAGACUGCCUACCUGGGACUGCCUACCCGGGUACCUCUGACCAGACUGCCUACCCGGAUACCUCUGAUCCGACUGGCCUACCCGGAUACCUCUGACCAGACUGCCUACUCGGAUACCUCUGAUCCGACUGCCUACCCGGAUACCUCUGAUCCGACUGCCUACCCGGAUACCUCUGAUCCGACUGCCUACCCGGAUACCUCUGAUCCGACUGCCUACCCGGAUACCUCUGAUCCUACUGCCUACCCGGAUACCUCUGAUCCGACUGCCUACCCGGGUACCUCUGACCAGACUGCCUACCCGGGUACCUCUGACCAGACUGCCUACCCGGGUACCUCUGACCAGACUGCCUACCCGGGUACCUCUGACCAGACUGCCUACCCGGACUGCCUACCCGGAUACCUCGAUCCGACUGCCUACCCGGAUACCUCUGACCAGACUGCCUACUCGGAUACCUCUGAUCCGACUGCCUACCCGGAUACCUCUGAUCCGACUGCCUACCCGGAUACCUCUGACCUGACUGCCUACCCGGGUACCUCUGACCAGACUGCCUACCCGGGUACCUCUGACCAGACUGCCUAUCCGGGUACCUCUGACCAGACUGCCUACCCGGGUACCUCUGACCAGACUGCCUACCCGACCACCUCUGACCAGACUUCCUACCCGGGUUCCUCUGACCAGACUGCCUACCCGAGCACCUCUGACCAGACUGCCUACCCGAGCACCUCUGACCAGACUGCCUAA